CUAUCAGACGCGUCGACACAGAGCCGAGCGCGAAAGCUGACGAAGUAACUAAAGCUCUCAGUAACGGUAACAUACAAAUCACGCGAUACUUCGCAUGGCACACUGUCUUCGAAUCCCACGGCUCAGCUGACGCGGCGCGGUGCGCGAGGAGCUGGCGAUCCAGGGACGAGGUGGCGGUCGGGGAGGAGACACUGGAGCAGAGUUUGGUUUGACCCUCCCACACCUCCAUGACACGCUCCACCUCACAGACAAAGAUAACCCCCCCCGGCUCUCACCGUCUCCAUGGUGAGAGUCCCGGAACCUGUUUCCAUGGUGACCAACUAGAGAGCACCCCAGGAUUCCCAAUCUGUUGUCAUGGUGAUACCUAAGGAGAGAAGCAGGUUGCGGAUCUGUUCUUUAUCGUCACGGCGAUCGUGUAGUAGGUGCCAGCACGGUUGAAGCUCCGCAGGGAGGCUGAGUGGGCGUGGCCAUGGGCAGGCCCCGCCUUUUCCACAUCUUCCUGCUGCUGGGCUCUGCCCUCAUGGUGCUGCUGAUCAUCAUCUACUGGGACGACAUGGGGACCCCCUACUCCUACGGCCGCUCCCCCCUCUCCCCCUUCUCCCCCGGGCCCAGGACCCCCCACACCCCCCCCCAACCACAGCAAGGACCAAAACAACAGCAGCAACAACAGCAACAACAACAACAACAACAACAACAGCUGCAAGCGUCGCGGUCUCCGUCCUUCCUCUCGGACAUCAACGCCUUCGUGAACCAGUUCCUGGAGCUGGGCACCGGGGAGCCCACCGACCCCGCCCCCCUGGACACAGCCAACCAAUCAGAGAGGGCGGAGGAGCGCUACGUCCCGCGGCGGGAAUGGAAGAUCCACCUGACGCCCGUGGCCGCUGAGCUGCAGCAGAGACAGGUCUGCCGCUGCUCACCAGCCUCAGCUCACAACUCAGAGCGGCGACGGCGGAGGCUGCAGGAGGCGUGUGCAGAGGACAGUGUGACGUUCCCCGGGAAGAAACGCUCGUUCGAUGACAUCCCCAACAAGGCUCUGGACCACCUCAUCGUGGAUGACCGCCACGGCAUCAUCUUCUGCUACGUGCCCAAGGUGGCGUGCACCAACUGGAAGCGGCUGAUGAUCAUCCUGAGCGAGAGCGUGCUGCAGGACGGGGUGCCAUACACGGACCCCCAGGCCAUCCCCCGCAGCCUGGUGCACAACCUCAGCUCCCACCUCACCUUCAGCAAGUUCAGGCAUCGCUACGGGAAGUUCUCCCAUCACCUCAUGAAGGUGAAGCUGAAGAAGUACACCAAGGUUCUGUUCGUGAGGGACCCCUUCGUCCGCCUCGUCUCCGCCUUCCGCAACAAGUUCCUGGAGACCAACGACGACUUCUACAACCUGUACGGCAAGGCCAUCCUGCGGCGUUACGGCCUCCAGCCCACGCCCCCCGCCCUGGCGGCGGAGGCAGGGGCCGCGGGCGUCCACCCCUCCUUCCUGCAGUUCGUCCAGUACCUGCUGGACCCCGACACGGAGAAGGAGGCUCCCUUCAACGAGCACUGGCAGCAGGUGUACCGUCUCUGCCACCCCUGCCAGAUCCAGUACGACUUCGUGGGCCACCUGGAGACGCUGGAGGAGGACGCUGAGCAGCUGCUGAGGCAGCUCAGGGUGGACAACGUGGUGCAGUUCCCCCCCGCCGCGCGCGGGAACCAGUCCGCCGGACUCUCCCUGGCGGACUGGUUCGGGGCCGUGCCGCUGGAGGCCCGGAGGAGGCUGUACCAACUGUACCAGCCGGACUUCACGCUGUUCGGGUACCCGUCCCCAGAAGCCAUCCUGGAGGAGGGAUACGCACUCCAAACCCAUCCUGAGGAGGGAUACGCCCUCCAAACCCAUCCUGAGGAGGGAUACGCCCUCCAAACCCAUCCUGAGGAGUGAUUCGCCCUCCAAACCCAUCCUGAGGAGGGAUACGCCCUCCAAACCCAUCCUGAGGAGGGAUACGCCCUCCAAACCCAUCCUGAGGAGUGAUACGCCCUCCAAACCCAUCCUGAGGAGGGAUACGCACCUCAUGGGAGGUCAAAGCGCCAGACUUGUGUAGCGUGUUGUUCUUUCCUCGUCUUUGAAGUGUGAAGGCCAAGUCCCUGCCCUCCGGCCUCUAGUCACGCCAUGCCUCUACCCAGCCAUGCCUAGCUUUUAUUUUGUAACGUGGGUCGCCCCCCCAGGAUUUGUCUCCAGCCUGUUGCCGUUAGACAAAGCCCCCUUUCUGUGACGUCACGGAUAUGUUGUAGCUCUCUGCGAGGUCAAAACGUCCCUCCACCAGGGUGGGAUUGAAUUGGAGCAGAAACCUUCUGAUGCUCCUAGUGAGGCAGGGGGCCGUGUGGAACACAGAAGAUGUGGGCACCCCCAGGGCACCCUGUGGGAACAAAGGGAAGUUCAAGAGGUGGUUGGUUGCACUCCUAACUCAAUGUUUACUUAUUGGUCUUGCAUGAUAAAUUUACCUUCAGCAUUGUUGCGCUGGGUUUAGUUAUGAUAUUCAGCCGUUUCUGUAUACCUCAUGUGCAGAUAGGGGUUUGCCCUGUUCUGUGUUUGAUUUUAUAUUUCAUCACUCAAUUCUGGUGCAAAGCCAGAAUCGUGUUUAAUUGCAUGGAUUUUUUUUCUACUGUGCAAAUGACUUGUUUGACUUCCUAGCAUGAUAUUGUGUCAGUAGGAAACGGUGUACACAUAGUUCAAUAGAUCCUAGUUCACAGUCGAGGAAACACCAAGCACAACAAAGGGAGAUGAGGUUUGGGUUGGAGGUCGUCUCUCAGGCCUCCAGGACCCCAGAGUUCUCCAGAGCUCUCUGUGUGUGGGACAGGGUCGUGUGCUAUGCUACUCUGCUUCAGGAAACCAUCGCAACACGGCCCCCAUAAUGCUUAACAUGGGCUAUAGGGUAGGUGGGAUGUAGGGUUUAGGGUA
Messenger RNA from Gadus chalcogrammus (walleye pollock), 2929 nucleotides. RefSeq names its product carbohydrate sulfotransferase 12-like. Gene Ontology annotation, molecular function: sulfotransferase activity. The coding region runs from base 470 to 1912 and encodes 480 amino acids. Lineage: Eukaryota; Metazoa; Chordata; Actinopteri; Gadiformes; Gadidae. The record is from RefSeq and is a predicted model, not a curated record. Gene Ontology annotation, biological process: proteoglycan biosynthetic process; carbohydrate biosynthetic process. Gene Ontology annotation, cellular component: membrane. The transcript has 5 exons.